GUCGCGGUCGUGUCUUGUGUAGUGCUCGCGAGUGUAGUGACCAACAUGCGUUGGCAACUCGUCCUGCCUCUCCUACUGGGGCUGACGUGUCGAGUUUGUCAAAGCACCUGUGUUUUCGAAUCAGACUUUGGUUUCACGUUAAACUGUGCUUUUAAAAAAUCUGGGCUUUUCCGAGUGAGGAACCUUGGUGGGGUCAAAGGAUACGUCGGACUCGGGCUCAGUAUUGGAGAUGAACUCGGGUUCAAACAAUCGCUUUCUACCUUGGAGAGCAGUAGAAGAAGGUCUACAGAUGGGCAAACUGCUCCCAACAGUGUGGACAACCAGGAGGUGGGUAAACGUGCGGAUGGUGUGGAGGGCCGUGCUCAUCGGGGGCGCAUCAAGAUGAUCAAUAGAGGGGUACCGCCCUUCAGGCCACUACCUCCUCCGGCACCCAACACUUUAAGGAAGUCUGCAGCCAUUCACCACAUGCCUGCCCCCGCUCUGGCCGCAGUGCCUACCUCCGCCCCCUCACUAGGCAACGUCGUCGUGGUGCCUGCCUUCCAGGCACUUCCGGCUUCAAUAGUGCGGGCGGCCAAUGCUAAGGUCUCUGCUCGUCCACCAGCUCCAGUCGCCUUCCAGAACGCCCUUCAGAUGGCUAACAGACGCUUCCAGGUGGUUGUCCCAGAAAUGCCAUCAGUCAAUUCGGUGUCCAACCACAUAGCUCCCAGCAAAGCUAUUCCGGAUAACACUUUGACAGUACGAGGAGGUACGGCUGCUCCUGCUCCGUUCCAGCCGAGAUCUACUACCCCAGCCCCUGCACCAGCUGUCGUCUACACCCCCAGGGCUCCCGCAGACAUGGACAUCCACGCACCCAACCCUAUGUUGAUGGGUCACUCCAUCUCCUCUCUGGCACAGGCAUCGAACAUCAGCGUGGAAACAUUGGCCGCUGCCAUCAGGUUUAAGGAGGAUCAAAUGAAGUUGUCCACCACCACGACAACUACCACAACAACUACAACAACAACCACAACCACUCCUCCUCCACCAACUAAGCCGUCCACGGUUAAACCAAGGUACUCCCUAGCAGGUCACAGCAAAGUGAUGAAUGCACCCAAAGAGUACUACCCAGUCGCUUAUGACAAGAACUACGAUGACAACUUCACCUCCAAAGUAGAACUUCCAGACACGUCGUUCAGCUGUGGAGAUCAAAAACACUUCCCUGGCCUCUACGCAGACGAGGACCUUGGUUGCAUGGUAUUCCACGUGUGCGCGUUUACCGACGACGGUCUAGUCAUGAAGAGUUUCCUCUGUCCUGAAUCAACGUUGUUUGAUCAAACCAUUCUUAAGUGCAACUGGUGGUUUUACGUGGACUGCAAGUCCUCCCGGAAACUCUACGAUAGCAACAUUCCCAUAUCCAAAAGCUAUCAGCUGAUGAAAGCUCUUGCCUUCUUCUCUUCCUACAAAAACCAAACCAGUAGUGCCAACUCUACGUGAAGUUGAAGUAGCAGUGAUGCCAAAAUAUUACUCAAGAAGACUUUGCUCAACCUUACAGUGAGCUACUUUGUGAUAAAAAGCUUACGUCAUGGAAUGAAAAGGAAUUUCGUGGAAUUUUUCUUGAAGUUUGUGAAAUGUUUAAUUGUCUGCCAAAUCUAAAUGAAUUGGCCUUUUUGUGAAAAUGUAUAGUUACUCAUUAUAUCAAUAACAAAAUAAGAUGAUUGACAUAAACAACUGAGACAGGGAUUUUGAAAGUCUUCACUCAAUUAAUUAAAAGGAAAUUUUCUUAAAGGUUUCUCAAUGUAUGGUAUUAUCAUGUUUUACAAAAAUGUGUCAUAACUACUAUUACUGAUAUUUAGUAUUUUUGACAUGCUCAUAGUGAAAUACCCUUCAUAAAAAA
Molecule: messenger RNA, 1870 nt
Organism: Macrosteles quadrilineatus (aster leafhopper)
Lineage: Eukaryota; Metazoa; Arthropoda; Insecta; Hemiptera; Cicadellidae
Exons: 9
Coding region: 46-1470 (474 amino acids)
Cellular component (GO): extracellular region
Molecular function (GO): chitin binding
Source: RefSeq, a predicted model, not a curated record